This is a messenger RNA of Procambarus clarkii (red swamp crayfish), 729 nucleotides long. The record is from RefSeq and is a predicted model, not a curated record. Lineage: Eukaryota; Metazoa; Arthropoda; Malacostraca; Decapoda; Cambaridae.
GUCCUUCCGCCUUUUAUGAAGUCGACUGUUGACGAAGGUGACUGGUGGAAAGGUGUGCGGGUUGAUGCGCGCGCCGCCCCUGGAGGAGGUCCCUAUAUAUGCUUGGAUACGGAGCCGAGGGGCAGUUGUCCUCGCAUCAUCACUAUGGUCAAGCACGCUCUCAUCCUCCUGGCAUCCAUGUCCGUCAUCGCAAUCUGCGUCGGCGCGGACCUCUCCCGCCUUGGCCAGGAUGGCCAUGGCGUCCACCUUGACGGCCCUAGCGGAGGCUUCAAUGGUGGUGGCAUCCGGUCAACCACCACCCGUCCAGGGGCUAAUGGAGGUGGCAUCCGGUCAACCACCAUCCGUCCAGGGGCCAAUGGUGGUGGGAUCCGAUCAACCACCACUCGUCCAGGGGCUAAUGGUGGUGGGAUCCAACUCGACGGUCCUAGUGGUGGAUUUAACGGUGGAGGAAUUCACGCGGAUGGCUAGUAACCUUAUAGCUGUAGUGAUCAUAAAGGUCGUGUGCGGAGAGGUGAGGAGCCUGGCUGAGGGACGCUCGUCACCUCUACUGUGACAACAUCCUGAAUCAUCUCAUUAUCUUCCUGCCAAUUGAUGGAAUAUUUUGUCACAAGCCAAAUGAUGUUCAUUAAAUUAUUGCAAACUAAACACUUAAUUUGUUUUUAUUAGUAUUUUAUCUUGUUAUUGUUCGUUUUUUAUGAAUUGUAAUAAAUCAAGUAAUAUCAAAUAUAA